Molecule: messenger RNA, 2771 nt
Organism: Momordica charantia (bitter melon)
Lineage: Eukaryota; Viridiplantae; Streptophyta; Magnoliopsida; Cucurbitales; Cucurbitaceae
Product: oligomeric golgi complex subunit-like protein
Biological process (GO): Golgi organization; protein transport; intra-Golgi vesicle-mediated transport
Cellular component (GO): COG complex; membrane
Source: RefSeq, a predicted model, not a curated record
UCUAAAAAAGGAUGAUUCUGUAGUUGUAGUGACGGCAGUUUACGGUUUCUCCACGAGGACUAGGAGAUCUUCAUCUUCUCUCCCCUUCAGAGUUUGGUAUCUCGAUCCGUCAUCUCAAUUCGGCGUCUCCAUUUUCAUUAUUCACAGUUCGAUUCGAGGUUGUUCCGGACGUUCGCCACCAUUUCAAGCCGCCGGAGCACUACCAGGAAACCCAAAUUCCAUGGCGGAUCCGAUUCCAACACUGCAUAGAUCCGCCAACGACUUCUUUUCGGAUCCACUUGAUUCCCAUCCUCUCUGGUUCAAGCCCGACCUAUUUCUCUCCCCGAAUUUUGAUUCCGAGUCCUACAUAUCUGAGCUUCGGACGUUUGUCCCAUUUGACACCCUCCGAUCUCAGCUCCACUCCCAUCUCUCCUCUCUGAACCGUGAGCUCAUUGACUUGAUCAAUCGUGACUAUACUGAUUUUGUCAACCUGAGCACAAAGCUUGUCGAUGUGGAAGCUGCCGUCGUGCGAAUGCGAGCUCCUUUGGUUGAACUCAGGGAGAAAAUUGAGCAAUUCAGAGGCUCCGUGGAGUUUUCCCUCUCAGCAUUGCAGAAUGGGCUGCGGCAGAGAUCAGAGGCAGCAUCGGCUAGAGAGGUCUUGGAAUUGUUGCUCGAUACGUUUCACGUCGUCUCGAAGGUUGAAAAACUGAUCAAGGAGCUUCCAAGCGCACCUGCUGAUGGCUCAAAUGGAAAUAUGAAUUUAACAGAUAAAAGUGUAUUAAGUAAUGGUACUUCUUUACCACACAUGGAGAAUGGAACAAGUCUUAGAGAAACACAAAGUAUGCUCUUGGAAAGAAUUUCCAGUGAAAUGAAUCGGCUGAAAUUUUACAUCGCUCAUGCACAGAAUCUUCCAUUCAUUCAAAAUAUGGACAAAAGGAUUCAGAGUGCCAGCCAGUUGCUGGACACGAGCUUGGGACAUUGUUUUGUAGAUGGACUUGAACAUCGUGAUGAAAAUGCUAUUUACAACUGCUUACGUGCCUAUGCUGCCAUUGAUAACACCACAAGUGCAGAAGAAAUUUUUCGCACAACUGUUGUGGCACCAUCAAUUCAUAAAGUUGUUCCACAUGGAGUUUCAGGCAUGGAUGUAGGAUCAUCUGGUGAUGAUUUGGAGAACGAUUAUAAGCAAAUGAAGCAAUGUAUUGAUAAAGACUGCAAAUUUUUGUUAGAAAUAUCUGCUACAGAAAACUCAGGACUACAUGUAUUUGAAUUUUUGGCCAAUUCAAUCCUAAAAGAGGUUCUCUCAGCAAUCCAAAAGGGAAAACCAGGUGCCUUUUCUCCAGGAAGACCUACUGAAUUUUUAAAAAACUACAAGGCAAGCCUUGAUUUCUUGGCAUACUUGGAAGGCUAUUGUCCAUCCAGAUCUGCUGUUGCUAAAUUUCGAGCUGCAGCUGUGUAUAACGAGUUCAUGAAGCAAUGGAACACGGGGGUUUAUUUUUCUCUGAGGUUUCAGGAAAUAGCUGGGGCUUUGGAUUCAUCCCUUUCAGCACCCAGUCUAAUCCCCGUUCAAACUUCAUCUUCUGGCCAGGGAAAUAUUCAGGAUCUAACAUUAAAGCAAAGUGUAACACUUCUAGACUGCUUGACAGCAUGCUGGAAAGAGGACGUUCUUGUCCUUUCUUGUUCUGACAAGUUUCUUCGUCUAUCUUUGCAGCUCCUUUCAAGAUACUCUAACUGGUUGACAUCUGGUCUGGCUGCCAGAAAGAUGGGUACAGGCUCUAAUCCAGGUUCUGAAUGGGCUGUAGCAGCUGCCCCGGAUGACCUAAUAUGUAUAAUCCAUGACCUUGGUUGUCUGGCCAUGGUGGUAUCUGGUAACUUCCUGGAAACUGUACUUCGGCUCCUAUCAUCAUGUACUGCAGAUGUUCUUGAUUCAGUAAAGCAGAGCAUUUUGCACAGUGGAAAGUCAUUGAAUAGUUUAAUGCCAGAAGUUAUUGGUGUCAUAAUUUCAUCACUGGUUGAGAAGUCUGUUGAGGACUUGAGACAGCUGAAGGGUAUAACAGCAACAUACAGGAUGACCAAUAAGCCACUCCCUGUAAGGCAUUCGCCCUAUGUAUCUGGGCUGUUACGUCCUCUUAAGGCUUUGUUGGAUGGAGAGAGAGCGGCAACUUUUUUAACAACGGAAACAAGAAAUCCACUGCUGAUCGGUGCGGUGACAGAGAUUACUGGUCGUUACUACGAGCUAGCAGCUGAUCUUGUUAGCUUGGCUAGGAAAACAGAUUCGUCACUCCAGAAAAUCCGGCAGGAAGUUCAAAGACGAGCCGGAGCAAGCUCAGAUGUUUCGGACCAUAACGUCUCUGACACUGACAAGAUUUGCAUGCAACUCUUUCUUGAUAUUCAGGAGUAUGGCCGCAACCUUUCAGCCCUUGGGGUUGAAGCGGCGAGUAUCCCCACGUAUCGUUCAUUUUGGCAGUGUGUUGCCCCUCCAAACAGGCAAAGCUCCAUUAGUUUCUGAUGUCUAAUUACUGGGAUGCGUUGUCUUUAUGGUUGUAUCUCUCUCUCUCUCUCUCAAUUGGUAUAUUUUUUGCUGUAAGUUGAGUUUACUUGGAAUGCAUUCUUUUCCACCCCCAAUUUGGUCACAGGUAUUUGUUCAUAUUGAGAAUAAGAAAUUUUGUAGUAGCGAUAAGGAAAGAUUCGGUGGACUUGGUUUGAUGGAAGAUGUAUGGAUAGGAUAUUUAUAGUCUCAACGAUAUUAUAAUAUCAUUGUUUUUUUUUCCUUUUAUAAUAUUACGUUACAAGGA